Elephantulus edwardii (Cape elephant shrew) is the source of this 5769-nucleotide messenger RNA. It is a transcript of the gene MYO16, whose product is annotated as myosin XVI. The transcript is spliced from 35 exons. NCBI's taxonomy places the organism in Eukaryota, Metazoa, Chordata, Mammalia, Macroscelidea, Macroscelididae. Gene Ontology annotation, molecular function: cytoskeletal motor activity; protein phosphatase binding; ATP binding. The record is from RefSeq and is a predicted model, not a curated record. Gene Ontology annotation, cellular component: perinuclear region of cytoplasm; nucleoplasm; myosin complex. The coding region runs from base 97 to 5769 and encodes 1890 amino acids. Gene Ontology annotation, biological process: phosphatidylinositol 3-kinase/protein kinase B signal transduction; negative regulation of G1/S transition of mitotic cell cycle; neuron projection morphogenesis.
GGAGAGAUUUCCAAAGGUUGUAUUUUCCUUCUGGUUGGAUCCUCUCAUCCACUUUGUGGUUGCUUUCAGCUAUGUAAUGUUUUUCGAUCCCAUGAAAUGGAAAUUGACCAGUGCUUGCUGGAGUCCCUUCCCCUCGGCCAAAGGCAGCGACUGGUGAAGCGCAUGCGCUGUGAACAAAUCAAAGCCUACUAUGAACGAGAGAAGGCUUUUCAAAAGCAGGAAGGACUCCUGAAAAAGCUGAAGCAUGGAAAGAAUCAAAAAGUUCAUUUUAACCUUGGUGACAUGCUCCAGGAUGCAAUUAUCCAUCAUAACGACAAAGAAGUUCUUCGACUGCUGAAGGAGGGGGCUGAUCCUCACACUCCUCUUUCCUCAGGAGGAUCCCUACUCCAUCUGUGUGCUCGGUAUGAUAAUGCCUUCAUUACAGAGGUCCUAAUAGACAGAGGGGUGAAUGUGAAUCAGCAGGAUGAAGAUUUUUGGACACCAAUGCACAUUGCCUGUGCCUGUGAUAACCCUGAUAUUGUUCUGCUGCUUAUCUUAGCUGGAGCCAAUGUACUUCUUCAAGAUGUUAAUGGAAAUAUUCCAUUAGAUUAUGCUGUAGAAGGCACGGAAUCAAGCUCUAUCCUAUUGACCUAUCUGGAUGAAAAUGGAGUGGAUAUGACAGCUCUACGCCAGAUGAAGCUUCAGAGGCCAAUGAGUAUGUUAACAGAUGUCAAACACUUCUUAUCAUCUGGAGGAAAUGUUAACGAGAAAAAUGAUGAAGGAGUAACACUGUUACAUAUGGCAUGUGCAAGUGGCUACAAGGAGGUGGUGUCUCUUAUUCUGGAACAUGGUGGUGACCUCAAUAUAGUAGAUAACCAGUACUGGACUCCUCUUCAUUUAGCUGCAAAAUAUGGUCAGACAAAUUUGGUGAAACUUCUUUUGAUGCAUCAAGCAAACCCAAACCUUCUGAACUGCAAUGAGGAGAAGCCUUCAGAUAUUGCAGCGUCUGAGUCUAUUGAGGAAAUGCUCUUGAAAGCUGAAAUUGCCUGGGAAGAGAGAAUGAAAGAGCCUUUAUCUGCUUCUGCCUUAACACAGGAGGAGCCAUAUGAAGAGAUCAUUCAUGAUCUUCCAACACUCUCCAGCAAACUCAGCCCCCUGGUGUUACCGAUUGCCAAGCAAGACAGUUUGCUGGAAAAAGACAUUAUGUUCAAAGAUGCAACAAAAGGUCUGUGUAAGCAGCAGUCUCAGGACAAUGUCCCUGAAAACACCGUGAUGAAUGCGUCUGCCAAGCCUGAACAGGUCAAGUUAAUGCCUCCUGCUCCAAACGAUGACCUUGCAACACUCAGUGAGCUCAAUGACAGCAGCCUGCUUUAUGAAAUUCAGAAGCGCUUUGGAAACAAUCAGAUAUACACUUUUAUUGGGGACAUCCUUUUGCUUGUCAACCCAUUCAAGGAGCUUCCAAUUUAUUCUACCAUGGUGUCCCAGCUUUACUUUAGCAGCACAGGGAGACUGUGCUCCUCUCUGCCCCCUCACAUAUUCUCCUGUGCUGAGAGAGCCUUCCACCAGCUUUUCCAGGAGCAGCGACCUCAGUGCUUCAUCCUCAGUGGUGAGAGAGGAUCUGGAAAAUCUGAAGCCAGCAAACAAAUACUGAGACACCUCACCUGUAGAUCUGGGUCCAGCAUGGCUCUGCUGGAUUCCAAAUUUAAACAUAUCAUGUGCAUUUUAGAAGCCUUUGGACAUGCCAAGACAACUGUCAAUGAUAUAUCCAGUUGCUUCAUAAAGUAUUUUGAACUGCAAUUCUGUGAGAGGCAGAAAUAUUUAACUGGAGCCAGAAUUUAUACGUAUUUGCUAGAGAAAUCCCGGCUUGUUUCACAACCUCUGGGCCAAAGUAAUUUUCUCAUCUUUUACUUGCUGAUGGAUGGAUUAUCUGCUGAGGAAAAAUAUGGACUUCAUCUCAGUAAUUUAUCUACACACCGGUAUUUGGACCAGACCAUCCAGGAAGAUAUAUCAACAGCAGAGCAUUCUCUGAACAGAGAGAAAUUAGCAAUUUUGAAACAGGCCCUGACUGUAGUUGGCUUCAGUAAUUUGGAGGUGGAGAAUCUGUUUGUCAUUCUAGCAGCAAUACUUCACAUUGGAGACAUUCGGUUCACCUCUCUGACGGACGCUGACUCAGCAUUUGUGUCUGACCUCCAGCUUCUGGAACAAGUUGCUGAAAUGUUACAAGUAUCAACAGAUGACUUGGCAUCUGCCUUGACAACUGAUGUUCAGUAUUUUAAAGGAGACACGCUCAUACGACGAUAUUCUACAGAUAUUGCUGAGUUUUACCGGGAUCUUUUGGCCAAGUCCCUGUAUGGCCGCCUCUUUAGCUUUCUGGUGAAUGCCAUGAACUGUUGCCUCCACAGUCAAGAUGAGCACAGCAGCAUGCAGACAUUGGAUAUCGGAAUAUUGGACAUCUUUGGUUUUGAAGAAUUUCAAAAGAAUGAAUUUGAACAACUUUGUGUCAACAUGACCAAUGAAAAGAUACACCACUAUAUCAAUGAAGUGCUUUUUCUACAAGAACAAACAGAAUGUGUACAAGAAGGAGUUACCAUGGAAACAGCAUAUUCUCCUGGUAAUCAGACUGGAGUUUUGGACUUUUUUUUCCAGAAGCCAUCUGGUUUUCUCUCUUUAUUGGAUGAAGAAUGUGAGAUGCUUUGGUCAAUGGAAACAAGCUUUCCAAAAAAGCUACAGAGUCUCCUGGAAUCCUCAAACACAAAUGCAGUGUACUCCCCCAGUAAAGAUGGAAAUGGAAAUGUUGCCCUCAAAGAUCAAGGCAUGGCAUUCACUAUUAUGCACUAUGCAGGAAGGGUAAUGUAUGAAAAUGUUGGAGCAAUUGAAAAAAAUAAAGACACUCUUUCGCAGAAUCUUCUGUUUGUUAUGAAAACUAGUGAAAAUGUCGUGAUCAAUCAUUUGUUCCAGUCGAAGCUGUCACAAACAGGAUCCCUCAUAUCUUCUUAUCCAUCCUUUAAAUUUCGAGGAUACAAAUCCGCUCUUCUUAAUAAGAAAAUGACAUCUUCUUCAAUUAUUGGUGAAAACAAAAAUUAUCUGGAGCUCAAUAAGUUAUUAAAAAAGAAAGGAACGUCCACAUUCCUUCAGAAACUGGAACGAGGUGGUCCGGUCUCCAUAGCAUCCCAACUCAGGAACUCUCUAAAGGAUAUUAUUGGGAAACUUCAAAAGUGCACUCCACACUUUAUUCAUUGCAUCAAGCCCAAUAACUCAAAACUGCCAGAUACGUUUGAUAAUUUCUAUGUGUCUGCUCAACUACAAUACAUUGGGGUACUAGAGAUGGUGAAGAUCAUUCGGUACGGAUAUCCUGUCCGCCUUUCUUUCAUGGAUUUCCUGGCAAGGUUUAAGCCAUUGACUGACACAUUCCUGGGUGAGAAGAAACUGUCUGCUGAGGAGAAAUGUCGGCUUGUUCUCCAGCAGUGUAAAUUACAAGGCUGGCAGAUGGGAGUUCGCAAAGUGUUCUUAAAAUACUGGCAAGCUGAUCAACUCAAUGAUUUGUGCCUACAGCUACAGAGAAAAAUUAUAACCUGCCAAAAAGUUAUCAGAGGAUUUUUAGCACGCCAGCGCUUGCUUCAGAAAAUGAGCAUCAAACAGCAAGAGGUCACAUCCAUCAAUAGCUUUCUACAGAAUACAGAGGACAUGGGGCUGAAAACCUAUGAUGCCCUGGUCAUUCAAAAUGCCUCAGACAUUGCCCGGGAGAAUGACCGGCUCCGGAAUGAAAUUAAUGCCACUUCCCAUAAAGAAAAGUUAGAGGCCAGGAACAAACAAGAGGAAGGAAUCAAAAGAGCCGAGGACAAAUGUGGACCCAGACAUUUUCAUUCCAACUCUGUCCCAGUCCCGAUAGCGGUGGAGAGCCUGGCACAGUCCCUGUCUGGAUCGUCUAUCAGGUCUCCUUCUCUGCACUCAGUGUUCAGCAUGGAUGACAGCAGUGGCCUACCAUCACCACGGAAACAGCCUCCGCCCAAGCCAAAGAGAGACCCCAACACCAGGCUGAGUGCCUCUUAUGAGGCUGUGAGUGCCUGCUUGUCUGCAGCCACUAAGGAAACAGCUAAUGAAGUUUUGACUCGACCAAGGCCCCACAGUGAUGACUACAGCACAAUGAAGAAGAUCCCACCCAGAAAGCCCAAACGAAGCCCCCACACAAAGCUCAGUGGCUCCUAUGAAGAGAUAUCAGCCCCCAAACCGGGAGAAGCUAAGCUUCCACAGUCCUCAUGUAAGAUUGGGUUCCACCAAGACCCGAUGGUCAUGCACAGGGCUGCUUCCACGGAUGGACCUCACCAAUGCUCUGUAGGUCUGACCAUGUCCCAGGAGGAGGAGGAUGAAACAGAGCCAGUGUAUAUCGAGAUGGUGGGAAACACCAUCAAGACUGGUUGCACUGAGGCUGACAGCCCAGACCAAGGGGAGUCGGUAUAUGAGGAGAUGAAGUACUUUCUGCCAGAGGAAACCAGCACCAGCUUGGGCAUGGUGUCCUUCAUGGCAACAUCAUCUCCGCCUCUGUUUUUUGAGAACCGAAAACCUGUUGUCUUUGAGGAUAGCGAGAUCACCUGCCAGGCAGCUGGGAGCUUUAAAGACAUUUGUGACAUUCCACCCCCUUUCCCGAAUCUGCUUCCACAUCGCCCUCCACUUCUGGUGUUUCCUCCCACCCCUGUGACCUGCUCCCCUGCUUCUGAUGAAUCACCUUUAACUCCCCUGGAGGUGAAAAAACUGCCUGUCCUGGAAACCAACCUAAAAUAUCCGGUCCAGUCAGAAGGCUCUAGUCCUUUGUCUCCACAAUAUUCCAAGAACCAAAAAGGAGAGAGUGACAGGCCUGCUUCCCCUGGCUUAAUGACAUUUAAUGGGUCAAACAAAAGUUCUCCACCUUCAACACCACCACCCCCUCCUCUGCCUCCUCCUGUUCCUCCCCCUGCGCCUCCUCCAGCUCCAUAUCGGCCCUCGACCCAUUUUGCAUUUCCUCCGGAGACAUUUUUGGCUAACAUGGGGAAAACAAUGGCAAAUACUGAUUUGUCCAAAGUCCCUCCAAAGCCAAACUCUGCUCCAGUGAGUGGUGCAUGCAGCUCUUUCUCCAAGCUUCCUUAUUCCCCAGUGAAGGCCGUGAGAGCUGACCAUAAGAAGUCCAACUCAAAUUCCUCUUCACCGGUUCCCUACAGCCCUCCAAACUCAAGACCUCUCACCAGCCCUCUUGAUGAGUUAACUAGCCUGUUUAACUCUGGAAGGAGCGUGCUCCGCAAGUCUGCAGCAGGAAGAAAAAUUAGAGAGCCUGAAGGUUUUGAAAUGAACAUGAACUUAACUAGCCGAAAUGAUUCUAGUAUAUCAGAAAAUGCAUCAGAAACUCAAGACAAAAAUGCAAAUAACCAUGGAAUUCAGUUAUCUAACUCCUUAUCUAGUUGUAUGACUACUGAAAAUGGGAAUUCUGUCACAAAUGGUUUACCUGGAGAAGACGGAUACUCACGUCUGUCGGUGAGUGGGACAGCGACUUCUUCAUUCCAGAGACAUCGGGAGAGCCAUGCCACUCAGGUAAUCCAUCAGCUGAGGCUUUCAGAGAAUGAAAGUGUGGCCCUACAGGAACUCCUGGACUGGAGGAGGAAGCUCUGUGAAGAAAGAGAAGACUGGCAGCAAAUCCUGCACCACUCUGAGCCCAGGGCCCCGCCCCCGCCUCCAUGCAAAAAGCCCAGCCUCCUGAAGAAACCAGAAGGGGCCUCCUGCAACAACAGGCUGCCUUCUGAGCUCUGGGACACAACCAUUUGA